AUGCCUUCGGGCGGUGACCACGAGAUGGUCGAUCUCGACGAUUCCGGCCCCUCGUCAUACGCAUCCGGACUCGGCAUCUCAAUGAGAUCGGGCCCGCCUCCGGCUUCAAGAUCAAGUCCACCAGAGACACCUCUUUCGCACCACGGUCUUCUUGGUUCAACUUCUUCAGCUGUCGCUUCACCGAAUUAUCCCCCAGAACCAUAUCUAAGUCCCAAUAUGGUGAAGACCAGCAAUCAACAAGGUACGCCGGAGCCAUUUUCAGAGAUUUGGACUCCGGCUGUUCCUCACCCAGCUUCAUCACUCAGUGGAAAUACGGCAGAGGAAUCUCAUAAUCUCAAGGAUUCACCUAAUACGGCCCGUGGUUUCAACUCGCCGGCUUCAAACUUGGAUGGGGAAAGGACGCCGACUAUUGUAGGACCGAGGGGGGAGGUGAUAGAUGACGACUUUGACGACGAUACGUUUUAUAAGAAAUUUGGCGAACCUCCAAGUCACUGCUCCUCCGACCAAGACAUUCACCAAAGUAGAAGGAGAUGGCUCUCUAUUACGAUCUACGUUCUUUCACUUUACUCCACCAUCAUGAGCAGCAUCUGGCUUGUCACAGCUAUUGUACAGCCCAGAUGGGGUCACGGCAUCUCAUCGAAACAUGGCCUUGUGCCCUCGACAGCGACAACUGUUGCCGCGCUUCUCGCAAAAACGAUUGAAAUGUCUUUUGUGACAGUUUUUGUCUCCUGCCUGGGUCAAGUUCUCACACGAAGGGCGUUUAUCCGCAAGGCUCAAGGAAUGACACUCGCAGAAAUGACAAUGCGAAAUUGGGUCAUUCAACCAGGCUCUCUCAUCACUCACUUUGAGACCCUCCCUUCUUCGUCAAUGACUAUCCUCGGUAUGCUGUCUCUGACGGCAACGUUCGCUGCAGCAUUCUACACUACCGCCUCCGACGCCAUGGUCUCUCCGAAGCUCAAGUCCGGGGGCUGGGAAACUAAGGAGCUAUCGGGCUAUGUGCGCGCGUCGUAUGCCAACGCACAAUACGUCUCUCACGACUGUCCCUAUCUCUUCAACAUUGACAAGACCGAUAUCCACGCGGCCGAGUCCUGUAUGAAUGUGCAGUUUUCGGGCCAGUCGUACCGCAAUCUCUUGAGUUUUAUGGGCACAUGGACAAACAUCAACCAGAACAGCACCAGCGUUGGAAAUGAUCUAUCGAAACGACCGACGGGUACGACGCUUCUCUUUGACAACACGACUAUGAUGUCGACUUGGAUCGAGAGGGAGCAUAGCAACGUGACGGCGCAGUUUGAAGAGACGGGGAGAAUCAUUAAUAAUGUCACACUCGCUCUGCCUCACCCCGGCGUUUACGGCGCUGCGACCCUGCCAAAGAAUGGCAUCCUUCAGCCAGAUGACCUCGCCGGAGUUGGAGAAUACGCCGUCAGAGCUGGAGUUGUCUCACCUUCAGUCAACGUUCUGUGUGUCGACGCGGACAAGAAGGACCUUGCCCCGCUCGUCUAUACGGAAUGGCCUAAUGCACUGGUCAACGAAACGGAUGUGGGCGAUCAAGUUACGGGGUGGGAUGGUUGGGCUGGUGAAGUACCUCAACCGACCAAGAAGGGAGGAAAGCCGGAGUAUCUCAACCGAACGGUCCUUGAUGACAUUUUCAAAUGGGGGCCAAAGUACGAGCGAAGGCCUCCAGUGUUUCAACUCUACCCCUACGACUACAACCUUCUCUCCAACGGCACCGUUUACGAAGGUGACGCCAUCUACAUGCUGGGGAAGUCGGCCGGAAACAAGAACUACACGAUCUGCCAGCUACGCUCCUGGGUCUCUCCCAACUGCUCCACGCAGUUCAACAUCUCUGGCACAGCUGGAGCUAACAUGGAGGCGCACUGCGAGGAUGACGAGGACGAAAAUGCCUACCGUCGAUCAUUCCCGCCUGACCAGGGUUGGUCUCUUCCUUCUCUGGACUGGAAGUGGCUCGCUGAUCAAUGGCGAUUAUCCAUGGACCUCAACGGCGGUGCCAUUAACAACAACGCCUCCAAUGCCCGUAUCCUGACCCAGCUUGCCCUUCACGAGCCCAAGCUUCCAUCGAACCUACCCUCAAUGGCUGAGGCUGUCGCCGUUUACUCAAGCGCCCUCAUCAUGAUUAGCGCCAUCGAUACCCCCUUCCGACACUACUGGGACUACAAAGCGCCCAAUAACUGGGUCGAGGACGGCCCAGGGUUCCUGCAAACAUUCAACGCAUCGCUCAUCACGCAACAGUACACGUCAGGCCAUACAAACGACUGGCAAAAUAUCUUUUACGUGGUCCUCGUGCUCGUCUUCGCCAUCAAUCUCUUCUGUCUAUUCUACUUCAUCAUGCGGUCUGGUUUGGUGACCGACUUUACCGAGCCGCAAAACAUGUUCUCUUUGGCCGUCAACAGCCCACCGAGUUAUGCGCUCAACGGCAGUUGCGGAGGAGGACCUGAGAAGAGGCAUCUUGUGGUGCCAUGGAAGGUGGCAUUUGCUCCAAGUGCGAACCACUACUUCUUUCAGGAUACAGCAGGUGGCAAAGAGCCAUCGCAAGGGUUGAGCACGGCGAGGGAGUAUGGCCAGCCAAGAGCGAGCAGUUACAAGAGACUGAGUUCAAGCAAGGGAUGGCUAUAG
Molecule: messenger RNA, 2631 nt
Organism: Fusarium vanettenii 77-13-4
Lineage: Eukaryota; Fungi; Ascomycota; Sordariomycetes; Hypocreales; Nectriaceae
Exons: 4
Coding region: 1-2631 (876 amino acids)
Source: RefSeq, a predicted model, not a curated record